AUGCGCUUACUACAGAGUUUAGCGGCCGUGCUGCUACUCUUGGCUGGCAUUGGUUCGGCACAACCCUUGGAUAAUGUUCCUGAAGAUUUAUUUGUGGCGUCCGUAACCGAGGGGACGUCUCCGGAGGCUUUGGCUGAAUUUUUAGGCGGAAAGUUUGUUCGUAGGAUGCGGAAUCUUCCUAAUUAUUUUGUGUACUCGGUACCUCGUACUCAAUUGAAAAAGAGAACUCUCCAACGUCGCGAUUUACCUUCGGGAGUUAUUGACGUGCAAAAGCAACAUUGGAAACGACGCUAUAAACGCGAUUCAUUCGCGCUGGAAGAUCCAUUGGUUCUUGAGGUUAGAGAAAAAUUCGAUAUAAAUGAUCCGCUGUUGAGCCAACAAUGGCACAUCAUAAACACCAAUGCCAUUGGUCAUGAUUUAAAUGUAACUGGCGUUUGGGAAGAAGGUUAUCUUGGCGAAAAUGUCACCGUUGCUUUCGUUGAUGAUGGUCUUGACUUUAGACAUGCAGAUCUCCAGGAUGCGUUCUCAGCUGUUGGUUCUUGGGAUUUUAACGAUGACGUUCCAGAGCCUCUGCCUAAGCUGGCAGACGAUACUCAUGGUACUCGUUGUGCUGGUGAAGUAGCUGCUGCUUGGAAUGAUGUUUGCGGUGUUGGCAUUGCUCCGAAAGCAAAGGUUGCUGGACUACGUAUGCUUUCCGGUCCCGUAACGGACUUGAUGGAGUCUGAAGCACUAAACUAUGGCUUUGACACGAACGACAUUUAUUCCUGUUCCUGGGGUCCAGCCGAUGAUGGACGUGCCAUGGAAGCCCCCGAACCUGCUACACGGAAAGCCCUGCUUAAUGGCGUCGUUAAUGGCCGUAACGGAUUGGGCUCGGUUUUCGUGUUUGCAUCGGGCAAUGGAGGCUAUUACGACGAUAAUUGUAAUUUCGAUGGAUAUACCAACAGUAUUUUUAGUGUUACUGUUGGUGCUGUUGAUACUGAGGAUAGUUGGCCGGCUUAUGGCGAGUACUGCGCUGCCCAACUCGUGUCAGCUUACAGUAGCGGACACAAUAGACACAUUGUGACGACAAAUGUCGAUGAAACGUGUACACAUCGACAUGGAGGUACUUCUGCAGCUGCACCUUUGGGCUCCGCCGUUUACGCAUUGGCAUUGUCCGCUCGGCCUGAACUUACUUGGCGCGAUAUACAGCACAUCACAGUAUACUCGGCUCUUCCCUUCCACACCGACGACGAAUCUCAUAAAUUUGGAUUUGGUAAACUUGACGCCGGUCGCUUUAUAGAAACGGCCAAACACUGGGAGCUGGUAAAGCCACAGACUUGGUACAUUACUCCUCUUAUGAAUGUCAAUGCUUCUUUGUCUGCCAAUGAAACCGACACUCCCCAUGAGGUUCAUUUGAAGUUCAACAUGACCAGGGCAAUGGUUCAUCAGAGCAACAUUCAGGAUUUAGAACACGUUACCGUUCGGACGACUAUUCCUUUUAGCCGCCGCGGAAAGUUACAAGUCGUUCUGCGCAGCCCUUCUGAUGUGGAAUCAGUUCUGGCUACGGAAAGACCGUUUGAUGAAAACGCUCAAGGAAUUCAAGACUGGACCUUCAUGACUGUUCAACACUGGGGUGAAAAACCAGAAGGUGUUUGGACCCUUAUUGUCCGUGAUUUGAGUUUUGGCGAGCAUCACGGCCAAGUAAACAAUUGGCAACUUGGCUUGUGGGGACAAGCGUCUAAUGCUUCCCAAACCAGAACGCUAAAUUUUGAUCCCAUAUCCCCUCCUCAGAACGGCUCUUUGGGCUCUAUCGUUUCUUCAUACACUUACGACGCAGGAGCAGUUUCUGCCAAUUCUACAACAAGCAGUAUCUCCUCUAGCCCAACCGCAUCCUCCACGACCCUACCGAAUGCGACCACUAAUGGCACAAACACGACCUCUACCAUUCCAUCAGAAGAAUCCGGCAAAGAUAACACAACUGCUUUUGCAUCAUUCUUGGGGGCGCUGGCGUCUUCUCUUCACCGACCCGUGGUACUCAUUGUCCUUGCAUCUGUUUUCCUUUGCCUUGGUCUGUCCGUUAUUCUAUAUGUACUCUUCCGCAAACGUAAAUCACCUCCCCCCGUUACCGAAGAGUCUACGAACUUGUUACGAGAAUCGGAGGUGUAA
Molecule: messenger RNA, 2145 nt
Organism: Schizosaccharomyces japonicus yFS275
Lineage: Eukaryota; Fungi; Ascomycota; Schizosaccharomycetes; Schizosaccharomycetales; Schizosaccharomycetaceae
Product: kexin
Exons: 2
Coding region: 1-2145 (714 amino acids)
Biological process (GO): proteolysis; peptide pheromone maturation; protein processing
Cellular component (GO): Golgi apparatus; trans-Golgi network; membrane
Molecular function (GO): serine-type peptidase activity; serine-type endopeptidase activity
Source: RefSeq, a predicted model, not a curated record